AUGGCUUCUAUUCUUGAUAUGUUCAUUCUUGUUCUGUUUGAUUCCACACUAGUUUCAACUAACCCAAAGUCAGUCUCAUCAAAGUUCUCUGGUACUGUGUCAUUCACAUCUGUUAGAUUUGACUUCAUUGAAAUAUUUCCCAAUGUAUCGAAUACAACCACUUCCUCAUCGUAA
Enterospora canceri is the source of this 174-nucleotide messenger RNA. The record is from the annotation of a GenBank genome assembly. Lineage: Eukaryota; Fungi; Microsporidia; Enterocytozoonidae.